This is a messenger RNA of Penicillium waksmanii, 1182 nucleotides long. Its product is annotated as Saf4/Yju2 family protein. Gene Ontology annotation, cellular component: post-mRNA release spliceosomal complex; U2-type spliceosomal complex. The record is from RefSeq and is a predicted model, not a curated record. Gene Ontology annotation, biological process: mRNA splicing, via spliceosome. The transcript is spliced from 3 exons. Lineage: Eukaryota; Fungi; Ascomycota; Eurotiomycetes; Eurotiales; Aspergillaceae. Bases 1 to 1182 code for a protein of 393 amino acids.
AUGCAGGGCUUCAAUAUGGGACGAUAUGUCCCACCGGACCAAGAAGGCAUCACCUCCGCGAAUAAACUGGCCGGCAAGCACCCUCUCGGUGCCCGCGCCCGACACCUCCACACGACCGGCGCCCUGAUCGUUCGAUUCGAGAUGCCAUUCGCAGUAUGGUGCACAACCUGCAAGCCGAAUGAGACUAUAAUCGGACAAGGCGUUCGCUUCAAUGCGGAGAAAAAAAAGGUCGGGAACUACCAUUCGACGCCGGUGUACAGCUUUCGCAUGAAACACACAGUAUGCGGUGGGUGGAUUGAGAUUCGGACCGAUCCGCAACACACCGCAUAUGUGGUUGUGGAAGGUGGGAGGAAGCGUGAUACCGGCGAUGAUAAAGAGGCACAACCUGGGGAGAUUGUUAUUCGGCCAUGGGGUUUGGGCGAGCAGGACCCUGCUGAGAAAGAUCCGUUUGCCAAGCUUGAAGGGAAGGUAGAGGAUAAGCAACGGGCGCAGACUGAGUCGAGACGGAUAUUGGAGUUGCAGGAGCGCCAAAAUAGAGAUUGGGAGGAUCCUUAUGAGAAAUCGAGACGAUUGCGGCGCUCAUUCCGGACUGAACGAAAGGGUCUUGAAAAGGCGGCGGCGAAUCGAGAGGCGCUGCAGGAUAAAAUGAGUCUGGGGAUUGAACUUGUUGAUGAAACUGAAGAAGAUCGCCAACGGGCUGGAUUGGUUGAUUUUGGUGAUGACCAGUCUGCUAUCGGGACUGAUGCUUUUCGAGCUACAAGAACCCGCCCUAUGUUUGAGGCAUCUGUUCCCGAAACACCCUCCGGGGCAAAAUCGCAGAAAACAAAACGCAGCUUCAGGGAAACAAAGGCUGAUAAAUUGGCUGCACGGCACAAAGCGUCCCUACGCCAUGAGUUAACUGGAAAUACGCGUGCUGUCGUGGAUCCCUUUCUGAAGGAUGUUAGUGCGAGUGAAGACAUCUGGAAACCGGGUAUUAAGAGGAGAAAGACCGCGAGCAACACUCCCGGCUCUCAAAAAAUGACACACUUCGUUUCUAAACCCGAGGAAGGUGACCAUACGCCAAAGUCUGAGACUGGUUCAGUCACACCCGAGACCGACUCGCCAAGCGUGGACGUUGACAGGGAUGCUCUAUCUAAGACAUCACUUCCAAUACUUGUUGGAUACACUUCUGACUCGGAAUGA